Molecule: messenger RNA, 2307 nt
Organism: Debaryomyces fabryi
Lineage: Eukaryota; Fungi; Ascomycota; Pichiomycetes; Serinales; Debaryomycetaceae
Exons: 1
Coding region: 1-2307 (768 amino acids)
Biological process (GO): regulation of transcription by RNA polymerase II
Cellular component (GO): Rpd3S complex
Source: RefSeq, a predicted model, not a curated record
AUGAGUUCCACCAAUGAAGAUCUAUCUAAAAAUGAAAUGCCAGUAAUGAACAAUAUCCAAAUACCAGACUUAGGACCAGAGACUACAGAUUCAACCACUCAAAUAAACAAUUUUUUGGAAUCAGGGGAAGGAUUCAAUCUGGUUUCAUCGUCUGGAGACAAUGAAUCUAGCACAGUCGUUGAGAACAAUGAUUCUAGUUCCAAGCCAAAAUCCAAGAUAAAACGAAAAUCACCAAGAUUAGGGGUGAGAAGUAAUAAUGGGUCGAAGAAUUCAAUGAUGCUAGAGAGUAGUCCUGUGAUUGUUGAGGCUAAGGGAACCGAAGAACCAUCCGAUAGUGGACCUCAUGGCAUAGUACAGAGAGGAGGAGAAAAAGUUUUCAUAGAACCGAAAUUGGCAGAACCACAUCCAGCGUAUACUGGAUUACCGUUAGAGUCGUUUCCUAAUGCUAAGAUAAAAAAAGAAUCGUUAUGGUCAACUAGGGGCUUAUCAAGGAAAUCUAAUAGAGUGAACGGCACUAAUAAUAAUAGUAGUAGUGGUGUUUCAAGAGAAUCUUCGGCACCAGUACAAGCAAACGAAACAGAAAAUGAUAAUGAGUCUAUUGAACUGGAUUACAAAGCAAGCCUCCAAACAAACAAAUCCGAAGAAAUAGCCAAAGAGAGUGAUAUAAGGCCGCCACCAAAACGAGGAAGACCAAGUAAGAAAAGGGGUAGACCAAAGGCAGAUGCUACUAAAAAUUUAGCAAGAACACCAAAGCAAGCAAAGGCUAAGAAUGAAGAGCCUCUGUCAUUGAGGUCAUCGAAAAGGAUCAAAGUCAUUUCCCCCAAAAAGACGGCAAGUACUAAUCUUGCCCCUUCUUCAGUCACAGAUAGUGGUGUCAAUACAUACUCAAACGAUGAUCCCACCAAAAAUAAUGAUGAUUUCUGUACAACUUGUGGUGGACCAGGGGUAUUUAUUUGUUGUGAAACUUGUCCAAAGUCAUUUCAUUUUACAUGCUGUAAUCCUCCACUUGAAGAAUGCCCCGAAGAUAAUUGGCAUUGUCAAGAAUGUGUCCUAAAGCAAGACCCAGGAUCCAAGAAGACAUAUAAUCAUAUGGGAAUAUUCGGUCAGUUGCUAAAUCAACUGGAAGGUAGAAAUCCAAAAGAAUUUCAAUUGCCUAAGAAAAUACGAGAUAGUUCGUUUAUCGGCGUAACUACAGGAGAAAAUGGGGUUUAUCAGGAUUCAACAUUUAAGCCAGAAAUAUCUUAUACUAAGAUGAACGAAUAUCAAAUUAUCGGGUUCAAUAAGAAUAAUGAUCUUGAUGUUGAUGGUUUGUACGAUAAAAAUGGAAAUCCAUAUUUAUGUCACAAAUGUGGAUUAUCAGGGUUGAAAGGAAAAACGCUAACCCAUUGCGAUUAUUGUCCAUUAGUUUGGCAUAUAGAUUGUCUCGAAGACCCAUUGUGUAUCCCUAAGACUUUGGGUAGUAGAUGGAGAUGUCCAAAUCACUUCGAAGAAUUAUUGCCUGAAGGACUCUUUAGUAGAAGAAAAUUCAAAGAUAUGUCAGUGCUUGAUAUAUCAUUGCAUAGUCACUUUUUGAAAAUUGCUUCGAUGAAUAAUAUUAUUAUUAAGCACAAUGAUCAACAAUUUUUGAAAGAAGAUAUUGACAAAAGUGUCCCGUUACAUGAAUACAUACAAUACGAGACAGAGGAUUUUUCCAGAUCAUACAUCACUGAAAUGGAAAAGGAUGAACCAAAGGAAGUUAAUAGUAACACCAAUAAUAGCGAUGACAUACAUCCAAAUUUCAAAAUCCCUGAAUUUUUUCAAAAUUAUUCAACACCACUAGGAAGCACAGCUAGGGCUUCAAAACGAUUAAAUAGAAUAAUGACUAUGACUAGUGCGGAUGACGAUGGAAGCGAAGCUCGUGCAUUUAUUUACAGGGUUCCAGAAAAGCUGAUAUUGCUUGAUUUUGUCUCUAAAGCGUCAAAAAAUAAUGAGACUAAUGUCCUAGAGACCAAGAAAGUCUCGACAGAUAAGAGAACCAUACUUGAGACUAUUGAUGAUUAUGAGACAAGAGGUAGAUUAGAAGGAUCCAACCAAGAGGAAAGGGAUACAGUUGACAGCUUAAUCCUGAUAAAAUCGGAAAAAGACCAUAAGAAACCAGGAUCGAAGUUUAGUGAUCUAGUCGCAGCCGCUCUAGAAUCCGACCAGUUCUCAAAGAAUAACGAAACACCAACGAAGCUUAACGAUGAAGAGAUAUCCGACUUACUAGAUAUCAAGAGACUCGUGGAAUUGAAAGGAAAAGAAGAAUUAUUAAAAUUUCUACAGUCAUAA